AUGUCCGAUCCGCGUGAUGGCUCGCAAGUUAAGGACAGCAAGCUCCGAUUAUGGAAAACCCAGGCCGACCACCAAGAGCACUUAAAUUUCCCACUUCCACGUGCAGAUACAAUACCUGUCGGCAAGUCUUACACCGACACACUCAACGAUUUAGUCAUGAACCUCAUGAACAUCGAGACCACCUUCAACAAUCUAUGCUGCCUUGUCCGCAGCAAAUACGCUGAUAGCAUUGUUAUGAGUCAGCUCUUCACCAUCAACUUGGUACUCCUGAGAUUUACAGAUGGAAACUUCUGCUUGCGCUUUGAGUUCUUGCAAAAGUCAAUCAUGGGUAUAGAAAGAGCUAGGCGGGAAGAUGCGCUUGAGGGACUGAGGGGAGUUCUUGAAGAUAGGACUUUGGACAUGCGAGGUUUGAGGUAUCAUGGAGUAGAAAGUUUUGAGAAAUUUUCGGCGAAAUCUAUACGCGUAUUUUGCGCGAAUACGAAAGUGAAAAUUGUCUCGUAACUAUCGUUCUCUAUAGUAGUGGUAGUUAGUACGUACACAGUGUCUACGCGAAAUAAAGAUUUUGUCUUGGCCCCUCCAGCCACGAUAGUUUACUGCUGAGAUAUGCACAAACUUCUACUGGUAUAGGCAACUUGUAUACGCCAAUCUACCCUACACUACACUCAC
Molecule: messenger RNA, 666 nt
Organism: Dothidotthia symphoricarpi CBS 119687
Lineage: Eukaryota; Fungi; Ascomycota; Dothideomycetes; Pleosporales; Dothidotthiaceae
Exons: 2
Coding region: 1-501 (166 amino acids)
Source: RefSeq, a predicted model, not a curated record